AUGUCUAGAUUUCAUCCGUUAGAUUUUCGUCUGAUGGCCAUGUCCCAGUUUCAGAUUCUGAUAUUGUUAUGCCAAACAGCAACAUGGACUAUUAGUGGUGAUCUCAAUCAAUUUCUGACUCAACAACUGGCUACCAGUCAAGCUCUAUCACGUGAGGUAUUCGAGGCUCAAGUUGUAGCACUUGUCGAACAAAUGCAAACCACAACAGUAGCAAAUGUGAAAUACACUGAUCAGCUGGUGUCCCUGGCUAUUCUCAACAGUAGAAUUAUGUCAGCUUUGAAUACCAAUACUUACCUCACCAAGAAUCCAUUAGUAUCGGGUUACUAUAUUCUACACGGAAGCUAUCCAGUUGGAAAUUAUAGUAUCAGUAACGUCUCGAAUCUGAAUAAUAUCUAUUGCGAUUGCACAUACCAAUCAAACUGCACUUUUCAAGCCGGUUUUUACAACUAUUCCAUUCGUCCUGCACACGGUCAAGCCAGUUUAUAUAAGCCCUCUCCACCACCUAUAUUUAUCGUACCGGGUAUGUUGGUUGGAUGCCUACCUCAUGAUUCAAUGCUUUUGUCGACACUGGAAUGUUUUUACAAUCGUUCAUGUCUCGAUCUCAUUGGUGUCUCACAAGCGAUCAUCCCACUCAACGCGACUGUUCCAUCUCGCUUUCGAGUCAAUACAACCGUAAAUACGAUGUUCGAACAACUCUUCGUUGAAACGUGGCAAAAUUCGAGUAAUUUCACUAGUUACUACAAUGCAUGCCAUCCGAAAACAUGUUUUUACACCUAUACACAACGUGGUAAUUUUCUUUAUGCACUGACAAUUCUGGUCAGCCUCAUAGGUGGUCUUACAACAAUACUCGGUAUUUUCGUUUCUCUUCUCGUACAAUUCUUUCGUGGUCUACUACUUAAAUGCCGAGGUGAUACAAUUCAUAUAGUAGAAAAUGAUCUUGCAGGUAGGCAACUUUUUUACUUUUGCUGUUUUGUUUCACAUUUAUGUAAUGAUAUUGAGAACUUGUUUGAUUUACUGUAUUUUUGA
Messenger RNA from Adineta steineri, 1026 nucleotides. NCBI's taxonomy places the organism in Eukaryota, Metazoa, Rotifera, Eurotatoria, Adinetida, Adinetidae. The record is from the annotation of a GenBank genome assembly.